This is a messenger RNA of Carya illinoinensis, 1641 nucleotides long. Its product is annotated as spermidine sinapoyl-CoA acyltransferase. The transcript has 2 exons. The record is from RefSeq and is a predicted model, not a curated record. Lineage: Eukaryota; Viridiplantae; Streptophyta; Magnoliopsida; Fagales; Juglandaceae. The coding region runs from base 128 to 1495 and encodes 455 amino acids.
CCCUUCUCUCUCGGUUAGGUGUGAGAGCGACCUUUGGGAAUCAACCACCAUCCAUAAAUCCCCACCCCCCUAAAACCAACCGCCACUCCAUCCCCAGCUGCCAAAACCCAGCCUACGAUAGGUAACAAUGCAUGUCAAAAUCUCAAACACCACCCCCGUCUCCCCCUCUCCGCAACCCUUCGAGCAAGAUCAUGUCCUCUCUCUCUCCCAUCUCGAUACCGACCCUAACCUCAACGUCACCUUCCGUUACCUCCGUGCCUACCUCAACACCCCUGCUUCCACUCCCUCCUCCAACGAUCCCUUCCAUGUCAUCUCCACCGCACUCUCCUCCGCUCUUGUCCUCUACUACCCUCUUGCCGCAACUCUCCGCCGAAGCCGCCACAGUGACAACCGCCUCGAGUUGUUUUGCUCCCCCGGUCAAACCGUCCCUCUUGUUCAUGCCGCCGUGGACUGUGCUCUUGACUCCCUGAACUACCUCGACGACGCGGAUGCACAGUUUGUAGAACAGUUGGUGCCCGACCCGAACCCGGAUGACGGGCUGGUCGACCCGUGUGUGCUGCAGGUCACGGUGUUCAAAUGUGGCGGCUUUACUCUCGGGGCAGCGAUACACCACUCGUUGUGUGAUGGCCUCGGCGCGACUCAGUUCUUUAAUGCUAUGGCUGAGUUAGCUCGAGGGGCGAACCGGGUGUCGGUUGCUCCGGUGUGGGACCGGGCAAGUUUGUUGGGGCCCAGAAAACCGCCCAAAGUUGAGGCGCCGCUCCACGAGUUUUUUACUUUGGAUAAGGGGUUUUCACCGUACAGCCAGGCGAAGAUUGGUCCAGUUGUGAGGGAAUGGAUUCCUGUGAGGGACGAGUGCUUGGAACGGUUCAAGACGGUACUGUCUGAGCGAUCUGGCUCGAAAUUCACCACGUUUGAAGCUUUGGGUGCUUUCAUAUGGCGGGCCAAGAUUAAAGCCUCUGGGGUUCCAGGUGAUGAGCUGGUGAAGUUUGCAUAUUCAAUCAACAUGAGGAAACAGGUAGAGCCACCAUUACCGAUCGGCUAUUGGGGAAAUGGCUGCGUUGCAAUGUACGUGCAGCUUAGCGCAGAAGAGCUGCUGGAUAAACCCAUCUGGGAAACAGCGGACCUGAUCAGAAAGAGCAAGAGCAAAGCCACAGACGAAUACGUUCGCUCCUUCAUCGACUUCCAGGAGCUACAUUAUGGAGAUGGGAUCACAGUAGGGAAAGGGGUGAGUGGAUUUACGGACUGGAGGCACUUGGGUCACUCGACGGUGGAUUUCGGAUGGGGUGGUCCUGUUACUGUUUUGCCACUCUCAAGGAACCUCCUUGGAAGCGUUGAGCCUUGCUUUUUCUUGCCCUAUUCUUCGGGUAGGGCUGGAAUUAGUAAGGAUGGUUUCAAGGUGCAAGUGACUUUGGAAGAGAGUGCAAUGCCUGCUUUCAGGGAAGAGAUGAAGAAGUUUAGCAGCAGCAGCCAAGAACUUGGGUCGUCUAGAUAUUAGAUAUUACUAUUGGCGACUCCAAGUCGAUGUUGCGGUUAUCUAUUGUUUGUAUAUUUUGCAAAACAUGCAUAAUCAGGCAGGCCGAAGAGUAUUGUUCGUAAAUAAAAAUCUAUAUCUAUGAGAAAAACUUUGAACCGGUUGAUCUA